Molecule: messenger RNA, 1051 nt
Organism: Bactrocera neohumeralis
Lineage: Eukaryota; Metazoa; Arthropoda; Insecta; Diptera; Tephritidae
Product: pupal cuticle protein Edg-78E-like
Exons: 2
Coding region: 54-404 (116 amino acids)
Cellular component (GO): chitin-based extracellular matrix
Molecular function (GO): structural constituent of chitin-based larval cuticle
Source: RefSeq, a predicted model, not a curated record
AUUGGCUGCAGUGAAUCCGUCAACAGUUAGCAAACGCUUUACAAUACUUCAACAUGUUCAAGAUUCUGCUCCUUACCGCACUCGUAGCCUACGCCUGCGCCGAUAACAUCGACAAAGAUGCGCAAGUGCUGAGCUUCAAGAACGACGUCGCCGAUCCGGAAGGUAACUACGCGUACGCCUUCGAAACCAGCAAUGGCAUACAGCAACAGGAAGCUGGCAACACAGUCGGUGUAGCCGGUCAAUACGAAUAUGUGUCACCGGAGGGCGAGAAAAUCUCCAUUAGCUACACAGCCGAUGAGAAUGGUUUCCAACCCAGCGGCGCACAUCUGCCCACACCACCACCAAUUCCAGAAGCUAUCGUGCGCGCUUUGGAAUACAUUGCAGCGCAUCCCGCCGCCCCAUAAGCCGGCUGGUGGAAGUUAGUGUGUGAGAGAGAGAGAGAGAGCGAGUGGCGCUAUAAAUACACUACACGAAAUGUGCGAACUGCCGUUAAUCAAAUGCAGUGUUGUAAAGUGAAGUGAAGUUUAGAUUAGUAUGUAGAUAUGGCCAAGUUGGAAGCUAAAUUGCAAUGCUGAAUUAUUUAAUAAAUCUAAAUAAUAGUUACCUAGUCAAUCUAGUUUUCUGAAGCGCAGCAAUUGGAUGCACUUUCCGAGCUGCGCCGUUGCUACACUACUACCUUUUUACAUACUCUAUCUAGUGUGGUUCUGUAUAUAUGUACAUAUAUAUGCACACACACACACGUCUGUCUGUAUUUGUAUGUAGGUGAAGAGCCAUUAUUUCAUAACAGUAAAUUUCAAUAUUCAUAUGUACUAUUAAUUAAAUAGCAAAGAGACAUUGACGAAGCGCUAAAACGUGUUUAAUUUAAGCGAGUUUCACAUACCAACAUAUAUAUACACACACACGCAUACAUACAUACAUAAAUACAUACAUACGUACAUAUGCAUACACAAAUAAAUAUAAAAACAUAUCUCUAUUGUAUUAAAGACAUCAUAUCUAGAAUAAAAUUGCAACAAAGUUUUCCUCACAGAAAAUGGAAAUAUAAAAACUUAAA